Messenger RNA from Tremella mesenterica DSM 1558, 1605 nucleotides. RefSeq lists its product as uncharacterized. Gene Ontology annotation, cellular component: mitochondrion; membrane. The record is from RefSeq and is a predicted model, not a curated record. The transcript is spliced from 5 exons. Bases 1 to 1548 code for a protein of 515 amino acids. Gene Ontology annotation, molecular function: D-arabinono-1,4-lactone oxidase activity; FAD binding. Lineage: Eukaryota; Fungi; Basidiomycota; Tremellomycetes; Tremellales; Tremellaceae.
AUGGAUGCUAACCUGACCAGCAUCUCCACCGCAGACUUGCAGACCGCCGUAUCGCACUGCGCCGUAUCUCCUUCCUCUUCCAGAGCCAAGUUCGCCAAUUGGGCAAAGACUUUCGAAUGUUUACCCGAGAGGGUCUUUGAACCUGUCGACGCACUACAAUGUCGCCAAGUUCUAGAACUUGUUAGAAGAGAAGGCAAGAAUCUGAGACCGGUUGGAGUGGGGCAUUCUCCUUCCGAUUUGACCUGUACUAGAGGUUGGAUGAUACGUAUGGAUUCGUAUGGAGGUUUGGUCCAGAUUCACCACGGACCUUCCACUCUGACGGAAUCCACUUCAGCAACUUUCAAAGCCGGUACCACACUUCAUCAAAUUCACAAAUUUCUGUCUCAAGCUUCACCUCCAUUAGCCCUUCCUAACAUCGGUUCCAUUUCCGAUCAAACUAUUGCAGGAUUGAUCUCCACCGCUUCACACGGUAGUGGAGUCAAUUAUCCUGUCAUAUCGAACCACGUUCGUUCCCUCCUCCUCGCUCUCCCAUUACCUGGAGCACCGAUCGUUCGAGUCUCACGGACGGAAGACGCUGAAUUAUUCAAAGCAAGUUUGUGUGGAUUAGGAGCGACGGGGUUGAUAUUGGAAGUUGAAAUCGAAGCUGAGCCUGCAUAUAGGUUGAGGGAGAGUAAAACGCCUAUGAAAGUUGAAGAUGUUUUGGAAAGGUUAGAUGAGAUUAAACAUAGUGCGGAACAUGCUAGGGUGUGGUGGUAUCCAGAUGGAAAGGGUAUGAUUGUCGGUAGGGCUGAUAGGACGUACGAGCCCGCUAAACCAGUCCCAUCGCUUUGGGCACAUAUACUAGGCUAUCACGUCACUCAGUUCUUCCUCUUUUGCUCUCGUUAUUUCCCCUCGCUUACUCCUUGGGUCGGGAUGUGGGCUUGGUGGUUGGUAAACCAACGUUCGGUGGUUGUUGAUGAGGGACACAAGGUUCUCAACUUUGACUGCUUAUUCCCUCAAUACACGGUGGAAUGGGCAAUACCGUCUUCUAACGGUAAAGCCUGUCUUGCGGAAAUACAAGCAUGGUUUGCGAAAGAAGCUUCUGAUCCUAAUGGUGUGAAAACGCAUUUCCCGAUGGAAAUUCGGUGGUCUUGCGCGGAUGACAUUUAUCUAUCGCCUUCAUAUGGUAGGGAAACUUUAUGGAUCGGCAUCGUGACUUAUCGACCCUAUGGUCUAGCAAUGCCUUAUCGUAAACUUCACGAUACGUUUUCCAGUAUUUUAGCUUCCCACGGUGGUCGUCCACAUUGGGCCAAAACACAUAACCUCAAUCCGAAAUCGAUUGAAGCUUUGUAUCCCGAAUGGGAAGUCUUUCGUCGUGUUUGCGAUCGUGUGGAUCCCGAACAUGUAUUGAGGAGUGAGUAUCUCCUGAGACAUUUGGAAGGGAAAGAUGUGGAUGAGAGGGAGUUCAAGAGUUAUAAUCCUAGAUCUACCUCUGCUCUUGGGAACGGGAAUGGGAAUGGGAAUGGGAAUGAUCUGAGUGUGAUGGAGGUGGAGGAAGUAGAUAUAUAGAUUUGUUUAGAUUUUAUGAUGUUUUGUGUCGUCGCAUUAUGCAUGUCCUGGGCUCUC